This is a messenger RNA of Saprolegnia parasitica CBS 223.65, 2768 nucleotides long. RefSeq lists its product as hypothetical. The record is from RefSeq and is a predicted model, not a curated record. Lineage: Eukaryota; Oomycota; Saprolegniomycetes; Saprolegniales; Saprolegniaceae. The transcript is spliced from 10 exons. Gene Ontology annotation, biological process: DNA replication; double-strand break repair via break-induced replication; mitotic DNA replication initiation. Gene Ontology annotation, cellular component: nucleus; MCM complex. Bases 21 to 2768 code for a protein of 915 amino acids. Gene Ontology annotation, molecular function: 3'-5' DNA helicase activity; single-stranded DNA helicase activity; ATP binding.
AGGCGCGAAACCACGGGAGCAUGGACAGCGAUGGCGGGAGCGACUACGGCGGCGACCGGAAGCGGCGCCGGCUCCGGCGCGGUGAUGCGAGCGACGACGACGAAGACGACGUCGACAUGACGGGCGAGAUGGCGGAAGAGCAGGACCCGGACGAGGAAGCCAUGGACGAGGUCGAAGAGGAAGCGCGGCUCGCGGAGGCCGAGGCCGUCUACUUCUCGGACGACGAAGAAGACGAGGGCGAAGACCUCAUCGAGAACGCGGAAGGCGACUACAAGCGCAUGGACGCGCUCGACUCGUACGACCUGGGCCAGCUCGACGACCGGCGCUACGACGCCAUUGACGACGAGACGCGGCGGCGCGUCGAGGAAGAGCUCGACCGGCGCGAUGCGCGCGAAGGACGACUGCAGAUGGCGCUUAUCGAAGACCAAGAAACCGAGCGCGACGACGCCCAUCGUCGGCGCCUCCAGACCUCGCGCCGGCCGGACGACGGCCAAGAAGCGGACGCUGUGCCGGAAGAAGAGCUUAUCAACUUGGAGCACUUUGACGUGCCACUGCGCGAGUUCAUCGCGGCCGAGCGGCCGCGCAACGAGAUCAAGCGACGCUUCCGCCACUUUCUCAACACGUUUACGCAGAACAACUCGCUCGUGUACCACCAGAAGAUCGUCAAGAUGGCCCAGCGCAACGAGCAAAGCUUGGAGAUUGAAAUCGGCGACAUCAUCCAGAGCAUGUCGAUCUUUGCCGCGUGGAUCGUCGAAGCGCCCAAAGACAUGCUCACGAUCCUCGACGAAGUCGCCCGCGAGGUCGUCAUGGCGCUCUUCCCGUACUACGACACGAUCCACAAGGAGAUUUACGUUCGGAUUCUCGACCUCCCGGGCACGGAGAAGAUCCGCGACCUGCGCACCGCGCAUCUCAACUUCUUGAUCAAGGUCUCGGGCGUCGUGACGCGCCGGACGUCGGUGUUCCCGCAGCUGCAGCUCGUCAAGUUCAACUGCAACGCGUGCGGCGCGGUCCUGGGCCCGUUCACGCAGAGCAAGUCGUCGGAGCUCUCGCUCAACGCGUGCCCCGAGUGCCAGAGCAAGGGGCCGUUCUCGCUCAACACGGCGCAGACCGUGUACCGCAACUACCAAAAGCUAACGUUGCAAGAGAGCCCCGGGAGCGUCCCGCCGGGCCGCGUGCCGCGCUCCAAGGAGGUCAUUCUCCUCGCCGACCUCAUUGACCGCGCGCGGCCGGGCGACGAAGUAGCGAUUACGGGCGUCUACACCAACGCGCCCGACCCAAACCAAGGCAUUCGCGAUGGCUUCCCCGUCUUUCGCACCGUCAUCGAGGCCAAUCACAUUGAGCGCACGGCCGAAGGCAACACGACUGUACUCACGGUCGAGGACAAGAAGCGCAUUCUGGCGCUGAGCAAGCGCCCCGACAUUGGUCCGCUGCUCAUUCGGUCGAUCGCGCCGUCCAUUUACGGCCACGAGCACGUCAAGACGGCGCUGUGCCUCUCGCUCUUUGGCGGGAAACCGAAAUUCAUCAAAAACUCGCGCGUCCGUGGCGACCUCAACAUCCUCAUGGUCGGUGACCCGGGCACGGCGAAAUCGCAGUUUCUCAAGUUUGUCAACACGACCGCGCCCCGGGCUGUGUACACGACGGGCAAGGGUGCGUCGGCUGUCGGUUUGACCGCCGGUGUCUCCAAGGACCCCGUCACAAAAGAGUGGGUUCUGCAAGGUGGCGCGCUCGUGCUGGCCGACAAGGGCGUGUGCCUCAUUGAUGAGUUUGACAAGAUGAACGAGCAAGAUCGCACGAGUAUCCACGAAGCCAUGGAGCAGCAGACGAUCUCUAUCUCGAAAGCCGGCAUUGUCACGUCGCUGCAAGCCCGCUGCGCCGUCAUCGCCGCUGCCAACCCGAUCGGCGGCCGGUACAAUGCAACGCGGACGUUUGCCGAGAACGUGGAGCUCACGGACCCGAUUCUGCAGCGCUUUGAUGUGCUCUGCGUCGUGCAGGACAAGGUCGACCCGGUCCAAGACGAACGACUCGCCAACUUUGUGAUUUCGAGCCACAUCAAGUCCAACCAGCCUGUCCAAGACCCGACCGAGGACCAAAACCAUGACGAGGACGACGACGAGGGGCCGAGCCAGCGCAAGCGCAAGGAAACCCCGUCGCUCUCGACGACGACGGACGAAGAGACGCUCGACCAAGAGAUGUUGCGCAAGUACAUUGUCUACGCGCGGUCGUACGUCAACCCGACCGUGAGUUCGAGUCUCGACACGCGCAAGAUCGAGACGUUUUACGCGCAGCUGCGCAAGGCGUCGCAGCACACGGGCGCGGUGCCGAUCGCGGUCCGGCACAUCGAGUCGCUCUUCCGCAUGUCCGAGGCGUACGCGCGCAUGCAUCUCCGCGACGCCGUCUGCAACGACGACCUUGACAUGGCGAUCCGCGUCAUGACCAACUCGCUCUGCGAAGCGCAGAAGUUCACGUUCAAGCGGCAGUGGCGCAAGCUCUUUGCGUCGUACCUGAGCUACCAGCAAGACAACACAGUCGUGCUCAUGCACAUCGUCCAAGAGCUCUUCCAGGCCGCGUACACCUACCACCAGCUGCGGCAAGAGAAGCGCAAGGCGCCGACGGGCCUCACGUCGCUACAAGUGACGUGCGCCGACGUCCUAGCAAAGGCCCGCGCGCUCGGGAUUGUGGACCUCAGUGCGUUCUACGACUCGCAAGCGUUCACGCAGAACGGCUACACGUACGACCGCGAGACGCAGGUGAUUGUCAAGACGUUUUAA